AUGGAAGCAGAAUCUAACACACCAAAGAGAGAACUUUCACCGUUUACUCAAUUCUGCCUGACUAAUCUUUCUCCAAUUGACGACUACAUCUCAUUUUAUCCUAUUACAACAAAUACUCUUAAGCUAAAUAAGCUAUAUUCUUUUCCCCAAAAACGAGCUCUAAGCUCACUAACCCCAAAGUGCGCAUGCAAAAGAUCAGGUUUUUCUAUUUUUUUCGAUUUUUCAUUUAUUUUUAUUUUAAUUUAAAUAAUUUUUUUUAAUAUUUUAAUAGCCAUAGAUCACAAUGCCUCAAAAUGUAUUGUGAAUGCUUUGCUGCCAAUUCCCUUUGUGCAGAUUGUGACUGCAUUGGCUGUAGCAACAUUCCAAUUGAAGAUGAAACCAAGCUUAUUUCUCACGAAAAACUCAAAAUCGUCAAUGUAAAACACCAGCGAGGUUGCAGCUGUAAAAGAUCAAAUUGCCGGAAAAAAUAUUGUGAGUGUUACCAAAAAAACCUUUACUGCAAGCAUUUUUGUAAAUGCUUGAGCUGUGAAAAUAUGUAA
Blepharisma stoltei is the source of this 539-nucleotide messenger RNA. Lineage: Eukaryota; Ciliophora; Heterotrichea; Heterotrichida; Blepharismidae. The record is from the annotation of a GenBank genome assembly.